AUGGCUGCCAACUCUCCCUACCAGUCUGCUUCGCUCUACGUGGGUGAUCUCAACCCCACCGUUACGGAGGCUCUCCUCUUCGAGAUCUUCAAGGCCGUCGGACCCGUGGCCUCCAUCCGCGUGUGCCGCGAUGCGGUGACGAGGCGCUCGCUGGGCUACGCGUACGUCAACUUCCACAACGUGGUCGAUGCCGAGCGCGCCCUCGACACGCUCAACUACACCCUGAUCAAGGGCCGCCCGUGCCGCAUCAUGUGGUCGCACCGCGAUCCGUCCAUCCGCAAGUCGGGCCAGGGCAACAUCUUCAUCAAGAACCUCGACAAGAGCAUCGACAACAAGGCGCUCUACGAUACGUUCUCGGCCUUUGGCAACAUCCUGUCGUGCAAGGUGGUGACCGACGGCAAGGGCAACAGCAAGGGCUACGGCUUCGUGCACUACGAGACCAGCGAGGCGGCCGACUCUGCCAUCGCCAAGGUCAACGGCAAGAUGCUGAACGGCAAGAUCGUCUACGUCGGCCGAUUCAUCGCGCGCAAGGAGCGCACCCCCGGCAGCGACCCCGAGAAGUUCACCAACAUUUACAUCAAGAACCUCGGCGAGGCCUACACCGAGGAGGACCUCAAGCGCGACUUUGGCGCCUUCGGUACGGUGCAGAGCGCAGUCCUGAUGAAGGACCCGCGCGACAUCGGCCGCCAGUUCGCCUUUGUCAAUUUCGAGGAUCACGAGGCCGCCCACCGCGCCACCGAGGAGCUCAACGGCCGCAAGCUCGGCGACAAGGAGGUCUACGUCGGCCGCGCCCAGAAGAAGUCCGAGCGCGAGUCCUUCCUCCGCAAGCUCCGCGAGGAGCGUGCCCAGAAGUACCAGGGCAUCAACCUCUACAUCAAGAACCUCGAUGACACCGUCAACGACGAGGAGCUCCACAAGCUCUUCUCGGCGCUCCCCUUCGGCCAGAUCACCUCCUGCAAGGUCAUGUCCGACGACAAGGGCAACUCCCGCGGCUUCGGCUUCGUCUGCUACACCAACCCCGAGGACGCCUCCAAGGCCGUCUCGGAGAUGAACGGCAAGAUGGUCGCCAACAAGCCCAUCUACGUCGCCCUCGCCGAGCGCAAGGACGUACGCUCCGCCAAGCUCGCCGCCCAGCACGCCGCCCGUGCCGCCGCCCGCGAGCGCAAGAACAUCAUCGGUGAGACGCUCUACCCGCUCGUGGAGGCCCUCACGUCGGCCACCCAGGGCCCCAAGAUCACCGGCAUGCUGCUCGAGUCGAUGGACGUCACCGAGCUCCUCCACCUGCUGCAGUCCCCCGACGCCCUCCGCGAGAAGGUCGACGAGGCCGUCGGCGUGCUCAAGGCCCACGAGGGCGAGGAGAACGGAGAUGCCCCCAACGAGAGCGCUUGA
Acanthamoeba castellanii str. Neff is the source of this 1389-nucleotide messenger RNA. RefSeq names its product polyadenylate-binding protein family protein. The record is from RefSeq and is a predicted model, not a curated record. The transcript has 2 exons. NCBI's taxonomy places the organism in Eukaryota, Discosea, Longamoebia, Acanthamoebidae. The coding region runs from base 1 to 1389 and encodes 462 amino acids. Gene Ontology annotation, molecular function: RNA binding. Gene Ontology annotation, cellular component: ribonucleoprotein complex.